This is a messenger RNA of Myotis myotis, 2354 nucleotides long. RefSeq names its product ecto-NOX disulfide-thiol exchanger 2 (gene ENOX2). The coding region runs from base 55 to 2001 and encodes 648 amino acids. Gene Ontology annotation, cellular component: external side of plasma membrane; plasma membrane. Gene Ontology annotation, molecular function: RNA binding; protein-disulfide reductase activity. The record is from RefSeq and is a predicted model, not a curated record. Gene Ontology annotation, biological process: ultradian rhythm. The transcript is spliced from 15 exons. Lineage: Eukaryota; Metazoa; Chordata; Mammalia; Chiroptera; Vespertilionidae.
CAAACCUCCCCGUGAGGAUUCCAAGCCUCAUUCUCAAGCACCUCUUCAUCAUGGAUGCUCCACAUUCUUUUCGGAUUGAACCAGCUGCCUUUUGACCCUGCCAACAACAACGAACCCCUGCAGUUUGCUAGUGCCAGUGGCCCUCUGGUCACAGAAGGCCUCAUUGAGAAUGGAGGGGAGUCAAGCAAGAAAAGAAAGAGAACAAAUGCUCCUUCAGGUGAUAAUAAUAGAACUGUGAACAUGGAUUCCACUGCAAUGACACUACCUAUGUCUGAUCCAACUGCAUGGGCCACAGCAAUGAAUAACCUCGGAAUGGCACCACUGGGAAUUGCUGGACAACCAAUUUUACCUGACUUUGAUCCUGCUCUUGGAAUCAUGACCGGAAUUCCACCAAUAACUCCAAUGAUGCCUGGCUUGGGAAUAGUACCUCCUCCAAUUCCACCAGAUAUGCCAGUAGUAAAAGAGAUCAUACACUGUAAAAGCUGCACACUUUUCCCUCCGAAUCCAAAUCUUCCACCUCCUGCAACCCGAGAACGACCACCAGGAUGCAAAACAGUAUUUGUGGGUGGCCUGCCUGAAAAUGGGACAGAGCAGAUCAUCGUGGAAGUGUUUGAACAGUGUGGAGAGAUCAUUGCUAUUCGGAAGAGCAAAAAGAAUUUUUGUCACAUUCGCUUUGCUGAGGAGUACAUGGUGGACAAAGCCCUUUAUCUUUCUGGUUACCGCAUUCGCCUGGGCUCUAGCACUGACAAGAAGGACACAGGCCGCCUCCACGUUGAUUUUGCACAAGCUCGAGAUGACCUGUAUGAGUGGGAAUGCAAACAGCGUAUGCUAGCAAGGGAGGAGCGCCACCGUAGAAGGAUGGAAGAAGAACGAUUGCGCCCACCAUCCCCACCCCCAGUGGUCCACUAUUCAGAUCAUGAAUGCAGCAUUGUUGCUGAAAAACUUAAAGAUGAAUCCAAAUUCUCAGAAGCCGUGCAGACCUUGCUCACUUGGAUUGAGCGAGGAGAGGUGAACCGUCGCAGUGCCAACAACUUUUACUCCAUGAUUCAGUCAGCCAACAGCCACAUCCGUCGCCUGGUGAAUGAGAAAGUUGCCCAUGAGAAAGACAUGGAAGAAGCAAAGGAGAAGUUCAAGCAGGCCCUUUCUGGAAUUCUCAUUCAGUUUGAGCAGAUAGUUGCUGUGUACCAUUCUGCCUCCAAACAAAAGGCAUGGGACCACUUCACAAAAGCCCAGCGUAAAAACAUCAGCGUCUGGUGCAAACAAGCUGAGGAAAUCCGCAACAUACAUAAUGAUGAAUUAAUGGGAAUCAGGAGAGAAGAAGAAAUGGAGAUGUCUGAUGAUGAAAUAGAAGAAAAAACAGAAACAAAAGAAACUGAGGAAUCAGCCUUAGUAUCACAGGCAGAAGCUCUGAAGGAAGAAAAUGACAGCCUCCGUUGGCAGCUCGAUGCUUAUCGGAAUGAAGUAGAACUGCUUAAGCAAGAGCAAGGCAAAACCCACAAAGAAGAUGACCCAAACAAAGAACAACAGUUGAAACUCCUGCAACAAGCCCUGCAAGGAAUGCAACAGCAUCUACUCAAAGUCCAAGAGGAAUACAAAAGGAAAGAUGCUGAACUUGAAAAAAUCAAAGAUGAAAAGUUACAGGUGGAAAAAAUGUUGGAAAAUCUUAAAGAAAAGGAAAACUGUGCUUCUAGACUGUGUGCAUCGAGCCAGGAUAGUGACUACCCUAUUGAGAAGACCCUGAACAGCAGUCCUAUCAAAUCUGAACGUGAAGCACUGCUAGUGGGGAUUAUCUCCACAUUCCUUCAUGUUCACCCAUUUGGAGCAAGCAUUGAAUACAUCUGUUCCUACUUGCACCGUCUAGAUAAUAAGAUCUGCACCAGUGAUGUGGAAUGUCUCAUGAGCAGACUUCAGCAUACCUUCAAGCAAGAAAUGACUGGAGUUGGAGCCAGUUUAGAGAAGAGAUGGAAAUUCUGUGGCUUUGAGGGCUUGAAACUGACCUGAAUUCAUCUACCUAACAAUCUGGGAUCCUGAAAAUAAAUUUACCAAGAUGUUGGAAGAAGAUGCUAAACUUGCUGCCUUGACAACUAGAAAUAGGGUUCCAUGACAGCCCAUUCAUGCUGAAGCUGGCUUCCCUCUUAAGCACCCAGCUGUUGCACCAGCAGAAAACUAGGUUUAUUUUUACACUAGCUUCCUCACUGAAGCAUCUCUGUCAUCAAUACUACAGAAGGCUUUUAUCCAUCUGUCUAAAGGGUCCUGGAAUGUAUUAUUUUAACAAUAUCUAUGAACUCAAGGGAAAUUUGCCACUUAUCAAUUAUUUUAUUUUUAUACAUGAUUAAAAGUUAUUUAUAACUUUA